This is a messenger RNA of Salvelinus sp. IW2-2015, 1633 nucleotides long. The record is from RefSeq and is a predicted model, not a curated record. NCBI's taxonomy places the organism in Eukaryota, Metazoa, Chordata, Actinopteri, Salmoniformes, Salmonidae.
AGGGGAGUAGUUUUCUAAGAGUAGCUGGAGAUCUUCUUCUGAACUGUGAAGUGACUCCACCAGGGAACCUAAAAAGAGGGAAAGAGCGGGACAAGACCAUGCUGGGUUGUGAGGGUGAGGCGGUGGUGCGGCGGUGGCUGACCCUGGUCACAGGACUGCUGGAGUGCCUGUGUUUUGCGGGGGUCGUUUUUGGCUGGGCCUCCCUGGUGUUCGUCCUGAAGACGGAAGGCUACUUCAGCUACCUGUGUGUCAACACUACCGGGGUCAAUGGAACACUAUUCCUAGACUGCAGUGCUCAGGAUGAACAGUUCUCCCUCAUCUUCACUAUCGCUUCCUUCAUGAACAACUUCUUGCUGCUGCCCAAUGGCUUCCUGUUCGACCGUUUUGGCACCAUGGUGACCAGGCUGCUGGGAAUAUCAAUGUACACCUCUGGUGCCUUGUUUGUGGCCUUCUCAAGUUCAGCUCUGUCCGUCCUCCUCUUCCCGGCGCUGUCCUGCAUCUCUGUGGGAGGCAUCUUGUUUCUGGUCACCAACAUGCAGAUAGGCAACCUGUUUGGUUCCGCUCGCUCCACCAUCAUCACCCUCUACAAUGGUGCCUUCGACUCCUCCUCCGCACUCUUCCUCAUCAUCAAGCUGCUAUUUGAGGCUGGGAUCUCUCUGCGUGCCUCUUUCCUCUUCCUGGCUGCGUGUGGCGUCAUCCACCUGGUCAGGACCUUCCUCCUGCUACCCAGAACACACAUCCCCUACCCCCUCCCUGAGGGCUACCACCUACGGGGUAGGAACACAUCCCCUACCCCCUCCCUGAGGGCUACACCUAGGGAACACAUCCCCUACCCCCUCCCUGAGGGCUACACCUACGGAAUAAACUGUGGCCAGACCAAGACCUUCAGCCCGGAGCAGACAGCAGCAAUUGCCAGCGUGCAGAGUGAUGAUGUCACGGAGGAAACGCCUUUUAACAAUGAGAGCGCAGAGAAAGUGGCUACUUUCUGGGAGUGUUUCCUGUCCAAGUUCUUCCUCUGGCACCUGGUGUGGUUAUCUGUCAUGCAGCUGAGGCACUACCUGUUCAUCGGCACCCUCAACCCCAUGCUGCAGAGACUGACCCAGGGAGAACCCUCUCUGGUGAGCACAUACACCAAUGCUUUUGCUGUAACCCAGCUUUGUGGGGUGCUGUGUGCCCCCUGGAACGGCCUCAUCAUGGACCGACACAAGGGCAAGCCCAGGGCCCCAGGGGCAGACCUGCGUGCAUCAGUGCUCUCCCUAACACUGACGGCGCUGCAGUGUGUCCUGUUCUCCAUCUGUGCCUACCCCUUCCUCCCCCUCCAGUACCUCACCUUCAUCCUGCAGGUCCUCAACCGAUCCUUCUAUGGAGGCAAUGCAGCCUUCAUCAGCAUUGCUUUUCCUCCGUGUCACUUUGGGAAGCUGUAUGGUAUGAUCAUGGCUCUGUCUGCAGUGGUGGCUCUGCUGCAGUACCCCUGCUUUACCCUGGUCAAAGGAGUGCUGGAGGAGACCCACUAUACGUGAACAUAGCCCUGCGUUACUCAGCCUGCUGGCUUCAUCCAUCCUGUCUGUGUCUAUCUGCACUGUUGUGGCCUAGCAGCCCAGAGGGGUAAACCCAAGGCACCUCCCUCCCGCUC